CUGACAAAGAGGUUGCAAGAGGUGCUGCUGAAGACAGCAAGGAAGCGGAUGCUGACAAAGGGUGCAGGAGGUGCUGCUGAAGACAGCAAGGAAGCGGAUGCUGACAAAGAGGGUGCAGGAGGUGCUGCUGUCGACAGUGAGGUUGACUGGCUUAAUGGGAUUGUUGAAUGUGGCAAUAGACACAUUCUCAUCCAUGUAAGAGCUAUGCUUGUCGUGGAACAAGUCAAAGUAAGCCAGGGUAAUCCACUUGUUACAUGCCUUCUGGAAGGGCCAAGUGCAGGUAAGAAUAUGCUGGUAAUUGGAAUGGCAAGCGAGGUGAGCUUGAUGGAGUAUCUUGAGAUGCAGGCCAAGCUGUUCCUCAUAAAGUAUGCUUGCCUGACAAUAUAUAGAGACUGACACUUAUUUGGUCCCCAAAGGAUGAGUUGAUAGUUCUCUCCUCCGAGAUGCAGGAAUUGACACCAUCAAUUCAAGGGAGGAGGCACAAGCUCAGAUGAGUUCACACCAGCAACACAAAAAAGGUGCCUUCCAAUGAUCUCUCUCUCUCUCUAUUACUGUUGUAUUUUACUUAUUAGCUCUUUAACAAAGGUCUAUUUCUUCAGUUCAUGAUCCUUUAGCAACCAUAUGAUGUCUCCCUUGUUUUGAAAGAUAUUUUGGCCAAGUUACUACUGCAACAAUAGCUUUCACCUGCAUUCUCGUUCUUACGAUCUCGAGAUAAUAAGAAGGUGGCUAUCGUGCCCAUCAAUUCUCUGUCUCUUUCGUUCUCUUGUUUAUUGGAUCAAAUAAAUCGAAGUUAAGCUAGUCAUGAUCAAUAUACAUGAGAUUGGACACCAUGCAACCAAUAGCUUAAGCUAAUUAGGUUUAAUGCCAAACUCAAUAUAAAUCACCCAUGACUCUUCCAAUUCUGGCAAUCCAGGACUGUUCCUUUGGUUGUCUCACUAAACGAACUUCCACUCUCUGGAAUUCUGAAGUAGCACUACGAAGCUUUGAUCUCUUCUCUCAAUCUCUCUCUCUCUCUCUCUUCUCUCUCUCUCUCUCUCUCUCUCUCUCUCUCUCUCUCUCUCUCUCUCUCUCUCUCUCUCUGUAUGUCUUUAAAAAUGGUUGUAAUGCUGAAUUGCUAUGUUUAUCUUGGCCAAACUGUGUCCAUCUUUGAGCAGAUAAAUCUGGCGAUAAUGUUCUUUUUCCUGAAAGCACUGCAGGCUGAGGGCCUGAAAUCACAUCGGACGCCCACUGGGUCAUGAUGAUAUGGACUCCUCCACAGCGAGCAGCCAUGGGAUGUGAGAUCCACAUAGCAACGUAGAUAAGGGAAGCCCGCAACACUAGGCUGUUGUUGUUCCAGUAAAGAUCGAAAGGUCAGGCGACAGUGACGAUCGACUUUUUCGAGCAUGACAACGACGACCUGCUCCUGCAAUGUCCGUUCCCUACCGUAGAGUGGGAAUAUAUGGGUUUGUAGUUGGCACUAUUUCUCGCAGGAAUUAAUUGAAAGCCAUGCAAAUUGCUGUUUUUCUUUCUUACAUUAAUCUUCUUCUGUUACAUAAAAUUGCACAUAAGACAUUUCGGUAUGGAUCCAAACAUGAGAUCUAUCAUUGAAGUAAUGGGUAGGAUUUACAUUA
Musa acuminata AAA Group (dessert banana) is the source of this 1610-nucleotide messenger RNA. RefSeq names its product vesicle-fusing ATPase-like. The coding region runs from base 49 to 396 and encodes 115 amino acids. The record is from RefSeq and is a predicted model, not a curated record. Lineage: Eukaryota; Viridiplantae; Streptophyta; Magnoliopsida; Zingiberales; Musaceae. The transcript has 4 exons.